AACUGGGGCAAAGACGAAGGAUGUGUUUAAACUCGUGACCUGGGUUGUAAAUCAUGUGACCAAGGCCCCUGGGCAGAAAAGGAUUAAAUCUUCACGUGAUUAAACUGACUGGCACUUGUUUAUAUCCGAGUGUAAACAAAACAGCACAGCUGGUGGUCGAAGUACCAGCCCCGAAUUGUAUGGUCUCACAAAAGUGGUCCACCACCGAACCCAGGCCGAACCACGAAUUUAGGUGUUGCAGAGUGCACGCUUGCGUCCAUUGCCGCCAGAAGGCACACACGCGUACCUGGCAAACUCACUAGUUACAGUCUUUCUUUAUCGAUUGUGUUCUUCAGAUCGAUCGAUCUAUCGAACAAUAGGUGUAUGUUAAUCCCAUCAGCGUUUUUUAUUCAUUGAAGGCAUUUUUACACGCCAAUACACGUAGUUGUGAAGGCAAAACUCGCUGUUUGUUACUUUGAGUAUUGCACCUGCACAGUAUACCUCCUGCGUUUGCUGGUACUGACUGGUACGUUUUGAUUUACUGCAAAAGUUCAACUUACCAGUUUUGGAAAAUCAGCUUUCAAAAUACACAUGUACACAGAUCGACUAUACUGUACAGCGUGUCUAACGUUUCACCGGACAUAUACCAACUGAACUGAAUCCCCAAAAUCCAGUUUGGACAGAUUUGAGACAUCAGGCCUACCGUCGAAUCGGGCUAAAAUGAGCGGCAAGUUGCUGUUGUUCGCGUUGGCGACCCUAGUCAUGUCGCCUUUGGUACUCUCUAAGCCGGCGGAGGAUCCGGACCGAGUCUUGACCCGUGCUGCUCGCAAGGCCGGGCCGCGUCUACCGGUGGAGAGCCAGCCUAGAGGCCGGCCCAGUAGGCCCAUACCGCACCGCCCAAGACCACACGGCGGGUGCACCUGCGAUGAACCGAGACUGGGUCAGGUGGAGCGGGACUUGGCCGACCUGGUGAGGAGGAUGGGUGAGAUGGAGUCACGGAACAAGGAAGACGAUGUCAACAUACAAAACCUACAAGAUUCGAACCGCCGACAGCAGGCACAGAUAUCACGGGUCGUGGGCGAAAACCAGAGAUUGACGAGACUGACCCGCUCACUUCAAAGCAGAGCAGAAACUUUGGAGGAGGACAACUCGCAGUUACGCGACGAGAACGAGCGUCUCCGCACCGUGCAAGAUCAGCCGCAACCCGCCGUCAAUCAGCGCACACGCUCCCCCGAGGAAGUCAACGACGGCCCGGUGGCAAACCAGAGAUCCUCGAUGCGGGACCUGAACGACGUGAUGGGUAAUCGCGAAGCUGAGAUGAUUGAGAUGGGCGUGUUUCCACCGGUGAAGCCAUCGAGACCCGAGGGACCUCCUCUGGGGCGUCCGGACCGCCGGCCAGGCAGCACCUUCGGUUCGUCGGGGCCGACAUCUAAGUUACCGGACUCGGAGCAAAUUGCGACUUCGCUGUUGGCGAUGAAUCAGGAGAAUGAGAUCUUGAAGAGACGGCUUGGUGAGUUGGAAGGCAGGAUGAAUCAGCAGGGCAGACAGCCACUCACCCCCGGGUCGGCACGGGGUAAGCCAGGACCCCAACUCCGCCCCGUACCGCCACCCGGUCAAUCCUCCGACGAACUCGCCGAGAAAAUCUCCCAACUGGAGCGUCUGGUGCUGGUGGCUCUCCGCAACCCGUCCGCCCAGUCACGCGGCCAGUCUGGGUUACAACGGCCUGCACCUGAUGUGCCCCCAUCUCGUCGUGGCAGCAUCCCGGCCAAGAGUCAAGCCGUGGCUGUUGACAACAUGCAAAUGACUGAUGAUGACCUGGAGGCCAUGUCUGACGUCUUGGACAGAGUGCAAAACAAGAGCCCAGGAAAGAGCGCCUUCUCCGUGGCCAGCACCGGCAUCACAGUAGGAGCAACCAACGACCCACGCGCCAUCGAAUUCGAUCACGAAUACGUCAACAAAGGAGGGGAUUUCGACAUGCGAAGGAAUCGAUUCGUCUGCGAGAACCGUGGCUUCUACUACGUCACAUUCACGCUCCGUUCAUACGACAACAAGUACCUGGGCGUCGCCCUGAUGAAGAACGAGGAGCUAGAAACUGCGGUGUACGCGGACUCCAGCGAGCGUAACGUCAUGCAAUCACAGGCCGUCAUCUUGCACAUGGAGCCCGGCGAUGAGCUCUGGCUGAGACACGCUCCGUCCGAGCACUUUGCCGUACACUCCGGGGAACAUCGCUUCGUCACGUUCAGCGGGUAUCUCAUCUACAGGGGACGCUAGAUCGCUGGUCGAUGUUUUGAAGUUAAUGCGGAAUUAUGCAACUAAAAAAAUAAUUCCCUGCUCUCUUUGCUUGAUGACGAAGUUGCAAUUGUUAUAUUUACCCAACAGAGGGCGCUAGACACGUUCCAGUGACUCGACUGUUAUAUCGAUUAAAAGCUAUUCAUUUUCUU
Messenger RNA from Patiria miniata (bat star), 2420 nucleotides. RefSeq lists its product as uncharacterized. The transcript is spliced from 6 exons. Lineage: Eukaryota; Metazoa; Echinodermata; Asteroidea; Valvatida; Asterinidae. The record is from RefSeq and is a predicted model, not a curated record. Gene Ontology annotation, molecular function: protein binding. Bases 700 to 2250 code for a protein of 516 amino acids.